Molecule: messenger RNA, 5752 nt
Organism: Acanthoscelides obtectus
Lineage: Eukaryota; Metazoa; Arthropoda; Insecta; Coleoptera; Chrysomelidae
Source: the annotation of a GenBank genome assembly
GCUAAUGUAUACUUUGUAUACGUAUAUCGAGACGUAUAUAUUCACAAUUCGCCCAUCAUUGGCUGUAAUCAUCGCGUUUCCUUUCUCUCAAUUUAUGUAUUCCAUCAUCUAUGACUGAUUCUGUCAUGUCCAUGUCAGUUCCGUCAAACGUCACCUAUUUUCUAACCUCAAAAAGUUGUGGGCAAAAAUAGUCUAAAAUCUGUCCCAAGUGUGUUGCUUUGCUUAUUUUAGGUUCUAUAUACCAGUCUUACAAUUUUUGUACAACCCAAUAUUUGUUAUAUGACUGAGUAAUGUCCUUUCGAGUUAGAAGAAUUGGGGGACUAUCAGGUGCGCAGAUUGCUCUAGGAGUCUUUUUAGGCGUCGUUGGGGGCUACUACAUUUGGAAGCCAGUCUUCACCACAGAAGCUCCUAAAGAAAAAAGCACUGUCGAGGUGUCAUCUAAGUAAAAUGUCGCUACAUAAAACGCUGGUCUCUAAAUAUGCUGGAAAACCAAUUCUGCUUGCUGUGGUUGUAGUAGGAUUUAGUAUCAGUUUUUAUACAGGUUAUUUUCAACUGUACAAGCCAUGGGCAAAACGCAACCGCAUGAGGGAGAAUGAAGAAUAUGCCAGUUAUAUAUUUGAACAAGAACAAAGAAAAAAGCAAUAGAACUUCAUAAAUUGUAGAUAAGAUUUAUAAAAUAUUUUAAUAAAAAUGUGUAUAGCAUUGCAUUUAUGAAUAUAGUUCUGUAGACAUGUUCAAAUCAUGACUAUUGCCAAAAAAAGCUUUUACAAUUCUGAUUAGAGCUACCUGCCACAAAUACAAAGUGUAUCGAGUUUAAAGGGUUGGGUUAAAAAAAAUUGACUUGCAGAUUAUUUUCUAUUGCAACUGAUCACUAUGGUUCCCUUUAGCUAUGCAUUAAAAUUUAUUGAAUGCACAGAAAAACCACAAAAAGUAUUUUUCGAGGAAAUCUCGCAUAAUUGGCAACAUCGCUAGUAGAAGUGGGAGAAAUUAUUUUAAACACCAAUAAAAUGUACCGCCAUAUUCUAGGUACCUACUAAUACAAGGGUGUAAGGUGUAAGGAAUAAUUUCUUGGUUGAAUGCUGUUCAUAAGUGUAGUGGUUUACCAGAAUAUUAUUGAAAACUUCAUUUGCGACGUCUCACGGACGUGUUAGCUUUCUUAUCUAAUAAUUUAUUCUUACUAAGCUGAUCAUGCUCACUUUUAAGAAUUUAUUGAUAGGUCGAUGGCACCAUAUGACGACACAAAACAUACACUGUGCGGCUACACAUCAUAUCUCUGUUCUGUGAAAAUAAUUUUAGAUCCCUAUAUGUUCUGUGAUUUUAGAUAGGUUAUAGUUUAGUAAUUGUCAAAACUCCAAACAUUGUUAAAAAAUGUGAUAAAAUAUAAAAUGCAAUAAUUAUCAUCAUAUUGCAUCAAUCAUGACUGACCUCGGUGACCUUAUUGAAGAUAAACAUUCUGGUACUAGUAACUUAUCCUCCAACGAUGGUAGCGAUGUUUGUCCUCCCAGUUUAUUAGCCAAACAAUUAGAAUUAGCUUUAAAUAAGGUAACGAAAAGCAAAAUAUUUGCAUAGCAAGAUUACCAAAGUAUAUGUUCUUAGGAAGCAACUGAAGAGGAACUGAUAGAAGCCAUAAAUUACUGCAAGGAACUAGUUCUAGAUAGUGACCAACUUUCUAUUGAACGGAAAUGGUUGGUUAGGCAUUUAAUAGAACUCAGACUACAAUACCAAGAAUAUAGAGAUGCUAUGAAUGACUCGGAGCACCCUCGAAACAAAAUACAUAGUGCUUCCAAAAGAUCUAUAAAAGGACAUCAUUUAGUUUUGCAGCCUAUGCUGCAUAGUCCCAUUUCAGGGUAUUGUGAUCACUGUACUGGAGCUAUAUGGAGUGUGGUUCAGACAUGGUAUGAGUGUCAAGACUGUGGUUAUUCUUGCCACUACAAGUGCUUAUCAUCAGUUGUAAGAGAAUGUGCUCAUGUAGUAGCAACUGAAAGAGGCACUUAUGAAUUUGAUAUAUGCCCUGAAGAAGGCCUAUCGACUCAACAAUAUCAUUGUGCUGAAUGCAAUGCAGCCCUCCCACUUAGUAAGUAGCAUUCAUUCCUACUUCCAUACUGAGUUUAUAAAGGAGAGGUAUUUAUGUUCCAUUUCCAUGCCAUAAUGGCUAAACCAACUUGAAUGAAUUUUAGCAUAUAGAUUAGACUUCAGACAUUGACAUAGGCUACUGUUUGAUAUGAAAAUACAACUUGAAUUGGUUGAAAUAUUGUGUGAAAGUUACUAUGGAGAAAUUAUUAUUACUUAAGAUUUAGAAAUACAUACAGGAGUUUUGUAUAUUCGGUUCUUUGAUAUAAUGUGAAUUGGCACUCAAAGAAAUUUUGGACAUUGCACCCCUCAGGCAUGAAGUGGGAUUAAUACCUUUGAUGCUGAAGUACCUAGAAUAUUUCACAUUUCCUACAAGUAGGAGUAUGUUUUAUCUAAAGUAAAAAAUAUUGAUAAUGCAUUCCAGAAAUUAUAUCCUUAAGAUGGGGUAGGAAUAGGUUGAAUAUUCCUUUGGGGAACCCUAUCACUUUUAAAGUUAAUCUUAUAGAAAUUUAUCUCAAAACUAUUUGACCCUUGAACACAAAAUUUAGCAGCAAGAUACUUUAUGGACAGGACAUGUCAACUCAAAACAGAUUUUGCAACAGGGCUGGAUUAACAAAGGUGUUAAUCUCAAAAACUAUUUGGCUUAUGAUUAGAAAAUUUGGCAGGAAGGUAGUUCAUAGAAGGACACCUCAGUUAAGAAAGGAUUUUGUGACAGGGAUGGAUUAAAGGGAGAUACAGGCAUUUACAAGUUUGUAUGAGUCCUGGAGAUAAUUUGGUAAGGAGGUAGUUUAUAGGCAGUAUAUUCAGUUAAAUAUGGGUUUUAAGACAGGACCGUAUUAUGGGGUUAAAAAGUACUUGCGAGUUUGUUGGAAAAUCCUGUUAGAUAGCUAAAAUUGGCAAUACUCUAAAGAUAGAGUAGACUUAAACUGGACUGGGUUUUGUGACAUGGGCAAGAAGGGGUUAGUAGAUGUCACAAUUUUGGUAUAUAUUUACCUUUUCUAACUAGAGAGCUAGGCAGAGAUUUAUGUUCUUAAUGUAAAAUUGCUAAUCUAGCGUGUUAAUUUCAAAAUUUCAGUUACUUUAAUAACCUUACACAUACAAGUUUUUGGGCAACAGCUAGUAAUGCAUAAAUGUAGACAAUCUCACUACUAUUGUACAAUUCAAGUAUCACAUACAAGAUGUCGACGUCAAGCCGGAAAAGGGAUAAGACAAGUUAUCAAAUAUAAAAAAAAUCAAAGUCAUGUACUUUUCAAAUAGGAAAAGUCUACACCCUGUGAUGGUCUUUUAGUUCCCAUUUCUACAAAUGUACAAAUUACAAUUUUUUCUUAGAUGGUGAGACGGACAAUGUCAUUCUAUGUAGUGACAGCAAGACGGAUAGUAACGCCAAUUCUAUUAAUUCGUGAAUGUAUUUAUGAAAUACCUUCCUUCAGCAGCAAGGCUAGCUUGAAUCUGCUUAAAAAUGAUUGGCACGGCUAUUAUGUAAAAAACCUAUAAAAUGUCAUCUGACAGACUAAGUAGUUUUUAGGAUGCAUACAGUCAUUCCAUGUUUGCUCACCAGGAUCGUUGUGAGCGUUCAUCUGUGGAGGAAUGGCUCAACUACACGCAUACUUGGUUGCAUAUGUUUUUGAAGCCAAGUAGUUGUAGUUUUCAUCUCUGAGAAGAAAGUUGGUUGAAUAGCAAGAUCGCAUCUGGAUGAUUAUGUGUAUAAAAUCAGUGAUAUUUGCUGUGUGAGAAGCUCAAUACUGAAUAUGCUGCCAAUGAAGUAUAUCUAUUAGCUGUGCCUGAUGGGUUAUUUAUAUGUUGUGCUUUCUAAAGACAGGUUAUAUACAAAGUUAUAAAUUACGAAUUCUUACGUUUUUUUUUGUGUUUUCAAAAACUUUGAGGAUAAUAACGGGUAGCAUGUAUAUGACUUGUAAUUCGACAGUGCACAGUGAAUAUAAUUAUUUCUUAUCUCUCUCAUUUUUGAAAUUCAGCAAAUUUGCAUAUGUAAUUUCCAAAACGGAUAAGAAAAAGUGGAUGCGCAACUAAUUUCUAGCUUUGAAUCUCAAGUAAGUAUAUUUGAGACAGGAAUCCAAUGGAAUUAUCAUCAACACAUAUCAUUAGCACACAAAUCCUCACUAUGCACCUAUGCAUUGCCGUUUCCUUCUAGCUAUAGUAUACAACUUACAGCUUAGACCUCCAGUAAUGCCAUCUCUGAAGCAGAUGUUACAUCACAUUAGAGCCAAAAAUUGAAGCCUCAUGACGUUUAGGCAACACGUAAAACUACAGAACGAGUUCACGUGUCCAUCAGGUAGUGCUAAGUUAACAUCUUGUAGAAAAACUUGCAUAGUGUCACAAAAAACCAAUACAUUGUGUCAAAAAAAAAAUGUCACUUUUUAAGAUACGUAAUACCCGUGCGGUUCUGUCCAAUAUCUAAAUUUUCGAUUGGUUUUGAGUAAACUUUUUCUUGCACCGCUCCACAGUAAAAAAAUCAAGUGUAUUCAAGUCAGGUGAACGGGCUGGCCACGAAAUUGUAUCAGACCACCCUAUCCAUCUGCUAGAGUAUUCCGCAUCAAGAUAUUCAGCCGUCUUGCUGGUACAUGUCUCUGCGCAUGUCUUCCAAUUAAUUUGGUAAAUGAUUUUGCAAAAGUCUAAAUAAAUUUUGCCAUUCAAGAGCUCUGGCAACUCCCAUCUAGAAACCCGGUCCACAUGUUUAAAACAAUACUGUGACCUAUCUCGGUAUCAUUAAAUGUGGAUUUUCUACUUGCCACUCGUUGUGUAGAUUCAUGUACCUACUUUGUUUGACAAAAAUCAACUCUUGGAAGAUAAUCCCGGAGAUGUAGAGAUUGUAUUCGCUUCACGCGGUACGGGUGGAGCUCGUUCUUUUGGCCACUCCCAUGCUUGCUUCUAUUUGAGGUUCUGAAGCACUCGGGACUUCUUUAACUGCUUAUAGUACGACGUCCUGGUAUCGUCCCUCUGAGAGUAAACGGUGCACACUCACGAAAACUCUGUGAACGGGAUGACGACCAGCAUUUGAGUUCCUCUCACCAUAAAGCCUAGCUGCAGCACUAGCAUUACAUCUACAUACGUAAAUGAAGUGCAUGUUGGCAUAUUCCUCUACACAUGGUGACACGACACAAUCAUGACUUAGUAAAAGUGGUGUUGCUACCUGUCUUGGUGUCACUACAUUUGACUGACACUGUCACUACGUAGAAUGAUACUUUAACACAUCACAGGGUGCAGAUUUUUGUAUAUAUUUUCUGAUAACUAUUAUGAAUUGGUCUAUCCUCCCUUUCCGGCUUGACGUCGACUUCUGGAACACCAUGUAUAAAAAGAGAAUGUAAAUCAGUGUAAAUGGCAACACUGGUAGCUGGUUUGGUGCCUCCUGUCUAUCAACAUGUGUUUGUGAAGCGGAUGAUCAAGUCUUGCUGCUAAGUAAGCAUUAGCUAGCCAGGGUUACCACUUACACUUCUAUAAUGCUUGAGUCAUGUACUACUUAGUGAGGUAGUGGCAGCUAAAACUUAUUACUGUAAACCGUCAUUUUUUAUUUUUCCUGUAAUAUGUAUAUAACCAUAGUAUGAUGUUUAAAUCAGAAUUUGUCAGUAGUAACUUCUGUGCUGCCUCUAUAUACAGGGUGACUUUGAAGUUGAGUCAUUAAUUUUCAGAUAAUGAUUGUAGAAGGAAGAUAAACCAAAAUAUGUGU